AUGAGUUGGGAUCAACAGGCAUUCAGCUUUGGGAAUCCAAACGCCCAACCUCCAACCCCUACACAGACUCCGACUUCUGCCCACUUCCCGAGCCCAACGUUCCAAACGCCCAGGAACAACAAUUCGAGUUUUGAGGAUAGGAGCGGUUGGACGCCCCAAUUUGCAGAGGAAUAUUCAGUCUUCCACUCGACGCCGGGUCGCUUGACAAGCUCGCAACAUCCUUCUUUCGUUGAUGUUGACAUUGGCACACCUUUGAAUACCACAGGCCAAAGGCGACCACUUUCUAGUGCGGGAGAUAUCAACGCUGAAAUCGCAACUCAUGUUCAUCACCUUUCGCCCAAUCCAAAUUUACCCCUCGCCCCCGUCGAUCCAUCAAACCAAUUACCAUCGUCCCCUGGACUAUAUCCACCUUCAACCGCCCGCAAUCGAUUCGAUGACAGCACAAAGAAGAAGGUGACCCCAAGAAGGCCGAGGAAACGUUUGGAAGAAGCUUUUAGCGGACAGACAGCUACUCCUCCAGCAACGGCAUCCAAAGGGUCAAGGAAACUGGCGCCGAAACUUCAGACCAACACUAUGCAGAAUGAUUCUCAGGAAGGCCACUAUGGCUCUUCCCAAACACCAACACAGCAGUCCAACAUGAUGCCAUUUCCUUCAACCUCGGCAGAAUUCUUCUAUCCAAUGUCUGCCCCUGCGACAGCCCCUGUAUUCACUAAUACCAAACCUUUUUGGGAGGGGGAUACUAGCAUGGGCGGCAUGGAUAUGGACUUCGCUGCUGACGACGGCGGCAUGUUUAACACAAGUUCUUCCCACAAAGCCAGCACCUCUUUCGAUUGGGGGCGAAGUAAUCAGAUGUUCCAGGAGACAGUGAAUAUGUCGUCGAGCCAGCGACUACCACAGCAAAAGGUUAUCUCCACAGCCUCUGCUGGCAAGCGUCAAAGGGCCUUGGCCCCAAAGAUCUCGGUGCCAGAGCAACAGCAGCAACAGCAGCCACUAACGUCUUUGCCGCCAUUUGAGUUUAGCACGUCUCACGCUUCAGAAGAUCCCUUUUCUGCUGUGACACUUGACGGUGCAGUGGAUCCAGGGCUUCUUUUCAGCCGCCACAACUCCGUAAGUAUGCCUUCGGAAUUCGAAGACGUUUCCCUGCCACCUACACGCCCUGUCACAAGUCAUAUGCCUCUAGAACCUUAUUCGCACCAAUUAAGAGAGGCUUCUAGAGAUCGAGAAGAGCUCCUUAUGUCUCGCACAUCUCGAGAUAUGAGGCAGGGCCGUCGCUAUGAAAGAGGGACCAUGAGCUCGCCAGUCAAAGGAUCGGCGCGUCCAGGCCUCCAACGCAGCGUCAGUGAUACUAGGGGUAAGAGGGUUCAAGACCGAGUCAGACCUCGUACGGGUCGUUCUUCUCCAGUAAAGCAACAACGCCCGUCCAGCCUUACCUCAAUUCCCGAGCUACCUGCUCCCCGAGCUCGAAUGGAAGUUAAGUUUACGAUAGAUGCCAAGGGAAGAGCUAGAACAGAAACUGUGACGAUUCAAGAAGAGCCAAGGACAACUCCAGGAGGCCCAUCAACUAAGAGCGAGGAGUUCUACUCCUCACUAGACGACUCCUCCUCGGACGAUGAGCCAAUCCUAAUACCAAGUCGAAACACGUCGUUCACAGCUGCACCGCCAUCCAAGGGCCCCAAACUUGCUAGAUUUGAGACUUCGAAUCGCGGUCUUAAUGCAAGGAGACAUAGCAGCAGUGGCUAUAGUCAGUCCGAGUCUUCAAGCCAGCAAUCUUUGCAUCAUGAUGAAAGCGAGGCAGAAACCGUGAUGGAUGAUGAUGAGGGUUUGGGAGAUGCAACGCGGGAGCUGCGGAAAGUGAUGGAAGACAGGAAGAAGAUCCAAAUGACGAAGAUUCGUAAUCCUCAACAUCACCGUUAUUCGUCCAACCAUCCGCGUCGCAGCUCGCAAUACGCGAGCUUUGGCUCUUCCACCAAUCUUUCGCCAACGACAAUUACGGAUCCUGAUGGGACUACACCUAGCUCGAGAAGUGGCGCUACGAGAUGCGUGUGCAAUAAGCCUGAUAGUGACGGCUUCAUGAUUCAGUGGUAUGUGUUCGUUCCUAUUGCUCAAGAUGAACCCCACUUACUGACGUUUCCAAGCGAAUCCUGUGACAAUUGGCUCCACGCUGAAUGUGUUGGCAUUGACCGCCGGAGUCUUCCUCCUGUCUACGUUUGCGCAUUCUGUGCCAAUACUCCAAAUAUGAGAGGUGGCCGUAUUCGAGAUUCGGCACGAGGAAUCACCCACGUAGGCUCUUCGCCAUUAGCCCACAAAUCCUUCAAAUCAUUUCGAUAA
Messenger RNA from Lachnellula hyalina, 2328 nucleotides. RefSeq lists its product as uncharacterized. Lineage: Eukaryota; Fungi; Ascomycota; Leotiomycetes; Helotiales; Lachnaceae. The transcript has 3 exons. The coding region runs from base 1 to 2328 and encodes 775 amino acids. The record is from RefSeq and is a predicted model, not a curated record.